CGCCAUCUUGUGCUGAAGGUUGUGCAGGAGUGCUCGGGUGGUCAGCGAAAUGUUGUUUUUAGAGUGUUUUACCGCAAAUUCUUAACAUAUCUGUUGCGUGUAGGUUUUAAUCUACUAGAAGAAGUGUCGUCGGCAACGAGUAGUUCCGACACGGGGUGCCCGUAUAGAAUUUAGAUGUAAAGUGUCUGGGGCCCAGUGCGUGGCUGAGCAGCCCGAGGCAGGCAGGCGGCAAUGCCACUGGUGCAGCGGCUGAUCGAACCUGUGCAUGUGUCCCGGGGCACCUUGCCCCUGGAUGCAAGAGGUGCUCCUGCAGUACAGGUUCCUAGUGAGCUUGAAUGUGUGACCAACGGCUCCUUGGCCAAUGUCGUGCGGCAGCUCUCGUCGCUGUCCAAGCAUGCACAUGACCUCUUUGGCGCCCUGUUCCAAGAUGCCACAGCCCUGGUCACUCGAGCGGCAGCCCUCCAGGAGAGAGUUGACCGGCUUGCUCUCAAGGUCACCCAGUUGGAUUCGACGGUUGAAGAAGUGUCGCUGCAAGACAUACACAUGCGCAAGGCAUUCCGCAGCUCCAUAGUGUAUGACCAGCAAGUGGUGUGUCGAGGGACUAUGCCAGCGGGCAUGCUCGAGAUGUACCAAGCAUGUGACAAGCCACCACCCCUGGACAAGCUGAAUCCAUACAGGGAUGAUGGUAAAGAUGGUCUCAAGUCAUACACAGACCCCGGCUACUUCUUUGAGCUCUGGAGGCGGGAAAUGCUCAAGGACACAGAAAGGAUCAUGCUUGACAGGGGCAAGAAACUGGUGCAUUCCAAGGACGGAGCUGAGCCCAACCGAGUUCGGCCCGAAGGCAAGAAGCACAAGAAGGUGCGGCAACCCCACAAUACCAGGGAACGCUACCGCCAGCUGGCCACAACGCAGGAGUUUCUGGACCACACGCCCAUCUAUGGGACCACCACUCCGUACAACAAUGCCAGGGGACCUGCGCCAGGGGUGCCCCUGCCUCACGUUCCGCUGCAACAGCAGCCGCAGGCACCGCCUGCCACGCUGCCUGAUGGGCCUGUGCGCCCUAGCAGCCUUGAGCUGGCACCUGGCGCCCAUUAUCCGCCUCCCCCGCCUGCCUACUCGGAGCACGUACCGCCACAGUCGCCGAACCACUACCCACCACCACCACCUUACGUGGAGCAGCAGCCUGCACCCUCGCCAGCCAAUGGAAAUGGAACGCCGUCACGCAGGCCUCGCCCCAGUCAGCCACCUCCAGCCCCGCCCACUGCAGGCUCCGUCUCCAGUGGGACUUCUUCGCCAAGCAUCACUGGAGGCACUCCAUCAAGUGGGGCCAGUCGCCAUCGGACGGCGAGCCAAAGGGAAACCCUUCCACCACCACCGCCACCUCCCGAGGCUGGGGGCCCCAUUGUCCCCUGUGCUGUGGAGGCUCCGCCACCUCCAGUGCACCAGGCCAGUGUGGACAACGGAGCCGACAACAUGGAACUUCCCCCGCCACCGCCGGCACCAGAUGCUGCGAUGGACUCUGCAGUGGGAGCUGGUGUGGCCGUGGCUCCACCUCCUCCGCCACCGCCCCUGCCUCCGCCCAAUGGGGUCACGGCAGCCCCGGCAAUGGUCAAUGGAGGCCUGUCCAACGGCAUGUUGGCCGAGUCUGAGAGCUCUGGCUCAAGCAAAGGGGGGGUCCAGAAGGAAGAAAGGGCAGCGCCUGCCCCCGUGAAAGGAACAACUCCGGCACCGCCGGUGGAUCCCAGAAGCGACCUUUUGGCUGCAAUCAGAGAAGGCAUCAAGCUACGGCGAGUAGAAGACUUCAAGCAGAAGCAGGUGGAGAAAGCAGCACAACCUCAUGAUGUGGCUUCCAUUUUGGCCAGGAGGGUGGCCAUUGAAGUGUCGGACUCUGAUUCCGGCUCAGACAGCGAGUAUGAUAGUGACUGGGACAAUGAGACAGAAUGCUGAGGGGCACAGUGAAGAUGGUUUGUCGUCAAUGCUGUGGGGAGGUCACUCGUCGCAGCUGCCCAUAGAUGAUGGGGAGGGAGAGCUGCCUGUGCAUUUGCUAGUCUGGUGUGGCCACAAGUCUUUCCUGAGGUGUGCGUGCUUCACCGAAAGAGCUGCUCAGGUUGAAGUGUGUGGCGGAUAACUCGUUCAGUAUUCUUAACGUUCUCUGCCUGGUGCUUGGCAGCGGUUUUAUUUUGUGUCGCCCUGUGCAUUAUUGGGUUAUUGGCCUCCUUAUGACAAGGGCGAGAACAGUGAAGGAAACCGAUCCCAUUCCAAAAUUUCUAUUACGCCUGCGUACGCAGAAAUGGUGGCUCGUCGAUAAGAGCCGUCAUGCAACUCUAUUACAAAUGCUCUUCUCAUAGCAGCGUGCUCUCUAAGCUGCGGGAAAGUAACUGCAAUAUGUUGAUGCGUUUGUGCGAGAAUGUGUUGCUCCGCUAUCUCUCUGCCGAGGGCGUGUCUUAGUGUUUUUAUCAUUUGCGCUUCUCAGUUUUAACACUUUUUAAAGGCAUAGUAUCGAAAGCAUGUCACUGAGUAAGCAAAAACUAAUCUUUGCAUAAUCAAGUAUUCAGGUGUUCAGUGGUGCAAGAAAUCAUCUGGCCUCUCUCCAGCUUCGAUGUUGAAAAAAUGCUGUCUUGGUCGUGGUUUUUAAGUGCAACAUUACCUCUCCAGAAUGCCAAAGAUAGGUUGGAGUUGCCAUCUUUAUUUUAUUUUUUUUAGCUUAGGUUUCAUUUUUAAUGCUACUUUUAAAAUUAUCACCCCCCUGCCCUAAUUGCUUGUGCGUCAGCCAUGAUGGAAUGCAUUGAAAUAGGAUCAUGUGACAUGUGGUGUUUACAUAGCACUGCUGUGGUCUGCACUAAGUUGUCCUGGAACAUUGAGGUGCCCUCUUUUUAAUUUCUUUUUAAACGUUGAAGGUGUGUGAUUGAUAGUUGGGCACGCUUACAAGUGUUCCCAAGUAAUGAAUUUUCCGUUUAUGGGACUGCGACAGCAGUCUCGGUAGUGCAUGGCAGGGAAGCGGUGUUGUGUUAUGGAACAGGCUGUGAGCGUGCUACCUAUCCAACAGCAGUUAUGGCCUCAUGUUGUGUGGGAGUCUGGAGGGUCGCUGGGCAGAUAUGGAGUUGCGGCAUACAGGAGCAGAGUUAAGCGUAAUGUGCCCUUCCAUUCACUGAGCAAUGUCAUGUGGUUUAAAAGCAACCAGGCUCUGAGGAGGAGCCUAGAUGGCCAUCACCUUGCUGAAGUUAAGCAACUUGUUUGCUUACAAAGCUGCUUUCAAAUUUGUUUUCUUUUUUUGUUUGUUUGAUGUGAAUGGUAUUUAAAUUUUUUGUUUGUUGCCAUUUGUAGUUUAGCUGAUUGGUAUGUUCCAACAGAUGGCGCCAUUGUACCUUGCAUGACGAAGGAUACUGUGUUAGGCUAAGUCUCAGCAUGUGCACCAGGAUGCAGUUGCCGACUUAUUUUUUUGGACACAAAGGAGAGUGUAAAAUAUCCGAUAACCAGGCAGAUAAAAAAAAAGUUUGAAGCAACGCGUCACUUUUUUUUUUUCAUGUCCACAGUACAAAAAGCUUUUGAUUUAUUCCUAGUGCAAUGCUUUAUUGAAAUUCUGUAAUAUCCAAGGCCACGGGGUUGUAUUGCGUUUGUCCAUUGGUUCAGUAGUAGUGCAUUUGUAUGCCAGCCUGAUGUGUGUUGUGCAUUGUCACCAAGUACGGAUGUUGCUUACGACCUUUUUGAUUGCACAACAGUGGCAGUUUAAGCUGUGUUGCACUAAACAAGUUUGGAGGUUUAUAUUUACGCAUCAGAGUUCACUGUUGAAGCCUUUUAACGCUCAGACUAACUUUGUAGGCACUUCCAGAGCUCCUGGCUAUUUGCUCGCAGGCCUGAGCACCACUUCUGUUGCUGUCACUUAAGUCUGUGUGCUUGAAUUGAAGGCCAGUCACCAUUGGCAACUACUGGUACAAUGUAUUAGCAGCAACUUUCUGUGGAAGCUUGCCUUUUGCCAUCAGGCUGAUUGGCGGCUAAUUUUGGCAUGGCUGCAGUGACUAAGUUUGCAAGUCUAACCAGAGCACUUUUGUUGGGAGCUGGUAACCACAAGUUAAGAUUCAGUGCCAAGUCAAAGAUCUUGUUAAAGCAGCCAGCAUUGGAAAGCCAAGAAAUGUUGCCAAGGAAGGCAGGAGCUUAGGCGACAACCUAAAUGGUGGAAACUUUGUUCCCAGUCGCCGUGUUUGCGACGUUGCACAUGCAGAUGAUAUUAGAAAAAUUUUCCAUGCCAUCUGAAAUUGUCAUUGAAUUGCUGUAUUAUGUUGGCUCUAAAUAUUGGGUGGAGGUGCCAAGGGUAGGUUAAUAGUCACUCAUGUGAGGAAAUUUGGCAGUUGAAAAAGCCCACGGGCGACUGUGUUGCAAAGAGAUUAAGCAACUACCGUUGAUCCAAUGUGUUCAGUUUGAAGUGAUGAUAGCUAAAGCACCCUAGAUUAAUAGGUUAAAUGUGCUGUCUUUAUUGCUGAUGUUGUGUCGAGCCUGAGUCCUCCCAAGCAUGGAAAGUGUUGUUUUCCCUCACAGCUGUGUUCACUUUGGUGCACAUGAUGUUAGACUUUCACGUAACUCUGCCCCCUUUUUGUUGCUUACGUAGCAAUGCUGGUAAUGUGGACAUCAGUGUGUCUUGUUGGAACAAAGAAGAUAAAUGCACAUAGCAUGAUUUCUUUAGGAACACUAGCUCAGGAAAGUGACAUGCAGAAAUGGGAGUGGUAAGAGUAUAUUUCAUUUUGUUUCAAGCGGGUGCCAUUCCUGCGCCUAUUCUUGCAAAUCACCGAACCGAAUAUGUAUUAUGGGUCGAUCACUUUCGAGGACACUUGUUACUUUGCCUGAUAACAUCCAGGGCAGUAGUACCUCUUUGGUGUUACGAAUAUCCUGUCCACUGGUUUAUCUAAUGAAUGUGCGUUGGAAGUGUCAUUCCUGAAAGUGAUCAACCAAGAAUUGUGGCCCCCUAGGGCCACACACAAGGUUCUCACAGGAUGACGAAAUUGGCUGUGCAUCGGAAUGUGAAGUAUAUUAGACACCAUUCACGUGAAUGUAAUUUUAAGUCUGUGUUUGUAGCACAGGGCUUGGGAAAAUGUGAGAAGCACCCCGGAUUGUGAAGCGGCUGCCUGUGAACUGUUAUCCUGUUCAUGCAUUGUCUCUGCUUGUGAGCAUUGUGACAUAAGAGAGAAGACCUUUGCCAACCUUGUCACGCUUCCACUGUCGCAAUGUGCAACACCACUUUGUGUUCCAAGUAUGUGGAGAAGCCCACUUGCAGUCGCAUGUGGCGUAAGAUUGGGCUUCUCUUACUCAGAUGCUGGGUGGCAGUCUAGUUGGAUUCGUAGCACAGAUUUGAAUGCUAUAUGAAGUGCAAUCUCCGGCUGCAAAGAGAUGGAAAAAAAAAAAAAAAACGGAAACGUUGGCUAUAUUUGUGCAGACAUAGUUCAUUUGGAUAGCACAACUUGUUGCACUGAGGGAUGAAUCGUUUGUUUCAAUUUGGCUCAGCUGCAAUUGAUAGCAACUCAAAAAGCAGUCCAUCCUGCUCCUGCCUGUAACGUAACAAUUGUAAGGCCUUCCCCUACUUGAGCUGUGUUGUCCAAUCUUGCCAUCUGGAGGUUUUGGUCUGUGUUUUGAUGUCUACCCAGUGACAGCAUUUAUGGUUAUGUCUUGAAUGCAGUGUUGCACGCACACCUGUAGCGUUGAACACAGUCUCUCUGCUGUAUGGGGCGUUUUUAGCUUUCUUUUUCUUCAGUUUGCGAUACCCUGUGCCAAACAAAGCCCCAGUGCAGGGCAGGCGAGUGUUGUAUGCCAAAUCAUUUUAUUCCUUUUAGUGACAUACUUCAGUUUUGUUAAUUCACCCUGUUGCAAUUCUUUCACUUUUGUUUUUUUCACCUGUUGCAAUCUUGACAUUGGAUGGGUGCAAAAGCCUGUUUCACAUGCUACAUCUCCUGUAUUGGCUGCGAUAACUCAUUUUCUUCGGCUGUGGCCAUGGUGUAUCGUACAAGCAUGCAUUCACUGCUGGGGAGAAUGGCAGUUGGUGCGGCGGUGCAUGCUUGGAAGCUGUAAAUGUAGAAGAAAUGUUUUGCUUAGCUGUGCCCUUUGUAAGACCAAUUAGCUUUGAAGAAUAGCAGUAUGUGAAACAGGCUUUAGCCAGAUUCUGUUUAAUCAGGUGUCCCAACACUGUUGAUACACAUAGUUACUGGCAUGUAUGGUUAAAGGGUGACAAGCGGCUAAAAAAGAAAUGUUGUAGGAGUUGGUUCUUUAGGCUUCCUGCAUCGGCUUUCUUCUUUUCAAGUCGUGGCAAGCUUGAAGGUAAAAUGAUUUUCCCAUUGCAUGAGGGAACCCCUAGUGUCAACCUGAGCGGCUGCAUAGCUGCCUCUGAUGUCUUUGUCAGGCCCUAACACUACUAUUGCUCAAGAGAUGGCUGAAGCAUGGGUAUUGCCGCAGCUGUCUCAUGCGUGCCUAUUUGCGAGAGCUGGCUUACAUCUUGAACCUUGUGCUAUGUUUUUUUAUUUGUGUCUUACUUGAGGAAGCCACUGCUAGUAGCUUCUGUGAUCGAGUCCAUCCGGGUCGCCCGCUGGCAUGUUCUUGGGGGUGUUUUAUAAUUUUUUGCUGGAGUGACUGCUUUUCGAUGCAUCGGGCAUGCCCGGCACUGGGCGUGGAGGUCCCAGAGGUUUGCAAAGUUGAUCAAGCACCAGUGAUGAUUUUGCACUUAGUAAUAGCUUUGGUCGCAGUGUUCAGUUGGAGCUGUCAUCUUGCACGCAUUCCACUGGUUGCCCCUGACAGGGCACUUGGAACGGUACAGUCACUGCUCACUGCAGCCCAUAAUUGGUCAACAAGGAGGAAAGCAGACCUCUUUGUCAUAAGCUGGCUCUGGCAUGGAAACGCCAAGCUGUGCGAGGUGUCCCCUUGCGUUUUCCAGUGGUCACGUGUCGGCACUUGCAUACUUAAGUGUAUCCUGUAAUCUGGGGUCGAUGCAUUCCCCGGGACGUUGCUUCUGUGAAGCCAACGCUGACAGCGACGUGUGGAUGUGUGUGUGCGAAGAAAAAGCCGAGCGUGAGUUGCUUCCAGCGACGGGAAGAAGGUGCAGCAAGUGCGCGUCAAUCUUCGCCAGUGAUGCGGGACUGUGACCAUGCUUGUCGAGUGCUGAGCACAUCUUGUGUGUGCAAUGCCGUUGCCAUGUGAUAUGUGUGUUGUCGCACCAGGCAGAUGCCCAUGUGGAUUUUAAAGCAAGACGUCCACUUGAGAACGGGCCAGUGUUAGAGGGGGUAAUAAUGGCUUUGGUGUCCCGGCUUGGGCGCUGUAUAUAGGAACCUGUAGAUACAAGAACAGUGAGAGUUUUAUAUUUUUGGAGCAGGAAUAGUGUCUGGCUAUCCUCUUCACACGUGGAAAAGCAAGAAAAGAAGAAAAAAAUAACCUCAAUUUGUAUACCUGAGACUGUGCGUCAACACUAGUUUUGAGUUUUCUGUGUGGGCAAUUAGCGUUGUGUAAGCAACAAGACGGACUCACCCCCGUUUUUCACUUUGUCACUAAUUUUUCUAGAUCACCUGUACAUGUCAAGCCCCUGAAACUAGAAAAAAAAAUGCUGUUUUAUUUUAUACAUAUAUAUAAAUAUAUAUAAUUAUAAAUAUGAAGAUAUGAAAAAAGUAUAUAUAUAUAGCUACGUAAGUGUUUUCUACAAUGCUUUGGUUUUCAAGCCCGAGGCAAGCUUUACCAUCGUCAGUCUGUGUCUCGUGCCGCAGUUCGGGGCACUUUUGUAUAGAUAACGAAUAAAGAGAUGGCUAAACAAGCA
Dermacentor silvarum is the source of this 7780-nucleotide messenger RNA. RefSeq names its product wiskott-Aldrich syndrome protein family member 3 (gene SCAR). The record is from RefSeq and is a predicted model, not a curated record. Gene Ontology annotation, biological process: positive regulation of Arp2/3 complex-mediated actin nucleation; actin cytoskeleton organization. Bases 232 to 1947 code for a protein of 571 amino acids. The transcript is spliced from 9 exons. NCBI's taxonomy places the organism in Eukaryota, Metazoa, Arthropoda, Arachnida, Ixodida, Ixodidae. Gene Ontology annotation, molecular function: actin binding; protein kinase A regulatory subunit binding; Arp2/3 complex binding. Gene Ontology annotation, cellular component: SCAR complex; cytoskeleton.